Messenger RNA from Aspergillus lentulus, 2481 nucleotides. Its product is annotated as cullin family protein. NCBI's taxonomy places the organism in Eukaryota, Fungi, Ascomycota, Eurotiomycetes, Eurotiales, Aspergillaceae. Gene Ontology annotation, biological process: ubiquitin-dependent protein catabolic process. Gene Ontology annotation, molecular function: ubiquitin protein ligase binding. Gene Ontology annotation, cellular component: cullin-RING ubiquitin ligase complex. The record is from RefSeq and is a predicted model, not a curated record.
AUGGCUAUGAGGGCUAGGCACAAGAUUCGUGCCCCACGGAGGGGUCUGAGUGCGGCGAAGACUGACGAUUUUGACACAAUAUGGGGGGUGCUGUCAUCUUCUUUGAAUGAAAUACAUACAAAGAAUGCCUCCGCUCUUUCCUUCGAAGAGCUGUACCGGAACGCCUACAGAAUCGUCUUGAUGACUCGCGGUGAUGAUCUCUACGAACGAGUAAAGAAGCUGGAGGAAGAAUGGCUGGGAAGCGAAGUGAAGAAAACAGUGACAGCAGCAAUUUCGCCGACAUUACUGCUGGCGCAGGAGCCUGCAGAUAUCCAAGACCAAGCCAGCGAGCGAAGAGAAGCAGGAGAGAAGUUCCUGACUGUGCUCAAGGGUGCAUGGGAAGACCACCAACUAUGCAUGGGAAUGAUUACGGACGUUCUUAUGUACAUGGAUCGAAUCAUCAUGGCGGACUUUCGAAAGCCUUCAAUAUAUGUUGCGUCGAUGGCGUUAUUUCGCGAUCAAGUUCUGCGAUCUCCCAUCCAACCUGACACAAAAACCACAGUUGCCGAUGUGCUUGAGACCACCGUGCUGUUCAUGAUUCAAUUGGAACGAUCUGGUCACGUCAUUGACCGUCCCCUCAUCCGGCAUUGUAUCUACAUGCUUGAGGGUCUCUACGAAACCAUCACAGAGGAGGAGUCAUCAAAACUCUAUCUUACCAUGUUUGAACCCACUUUCCUCGAAACAAGCAAGGUUUUCUAUCGAGCUGAAGGGCAGCGUCUGUUGGAAAUGGCCGAUGCAGCUUCCUUUUGUCGGAUCGCCUCGAACCGAAUUGCCGAAGAGAAAGAACGAUGCCAUUAUACCCUCUCGCCCCUUACUGAGCCAAAAAUCAAGAAUGUUCUCGACCAAGAGUUAAUUGCCAGGAACAUCGAAGAGGUCAUCAACCUUGAAGGCACGGGUGUCAGGAAUUUGCUUGACAACGAUCGGGUGGAUAUUUUGCGAGACAUUUAUGAACUUAGCGCUCGGGUCGACAACAAAAAGUCUCCUCUCACCACGGCCGUCCAGAAACGGAUCAGUCAAAUGGGUCGAGAGAUCAAUGCGUCGUCUAUUGCAUAUGAGAAGUCGUCAAUAUCUGCUGGUUCGAAAGCAACGGAAAAGAGUUCCAGCGGCGAGAAGAAGCCCGCGGAAAAGGAAAAGCCUGUGAACCAGCAAACAGUGGCUGCUAUCAAGUGGGUUGACGAUAUCCUAGCCCUCAAGAGGAAAUUCGACAAUAUCUGGGAGAAGGCCUUCUUGUCGGACCAGGGCAUGCAAAGUGCCAUCACUACUAGCUUUUCGGACUUCAUCAACUCGAAUGCACGCAGUUCGGAGUUUCUUUCUCUCUUCUUCGACGAGAAUUUGAAGAAAGGCAUCAAAGGCAAGACCGAAAGUGAGGUGGAUUCCCUGCUUGACAACGGCAUCACUCUGCUGCGGUACAUCAAGGACAAGGAUUUGUUCGAGACUUACUACAAGAAACAUCUUUCUCGCCGUCUCCUCAUGAAGCGGUCCGCCAGCAUGGAUGCUGAACGGCAGAUGAUCUCGAAGAUGAAGAUGGAGGUUGGAAACCAGUUCACACAGCGCUUGGAGGCCAUGUUCAAGGACAUGACCAUCUCGGAAGACUUGUCUGCCAGCUACAAAGAGCAUAUACGAAAGUCAGGGGACCCGGAUCAGAAACGGGUUGAUUUGGAAAUCAACGUCCUCACCAGCACCAUGUGGCCCAUGGAGAUCAUGUCGAACCCCAAAGAAGGCGAAGUCCAGCUCCCAUGUAUCCUUCCGAAAGAGGUUGAGAGCGUUAAACAGAGCUUUGAGCAAUUCUAUCUCAACAAACACAACGGCCGCAAGCUAUCAUGGCAACCGAGCAUGGGAACCGCUGAUAUCCGGGCGACGUUUCAACGAUCGAGUGGGAAGGUCCAACGGCAUGAACUCAAUGUAUCAACAUACGCCAUGAUCAUACUCCUCCUUUUCAAUGACGUACCUACAGGCGAGUCACUCACGUUCGAGGAGAUUCAGGAGCGGACGCGCAUUCCACAGCACGACCUGAUUCGCAACUUGCAAUCACUGGCUGUCGCACCGAAAACGCGGGUUCUGAAGAAGGAACCCAUGAGCAAGGAUGUGAAGCCCACGGACAGGUUCUUUUUCAAUAACGAAUUCCAAAGCCAGUUCAUGAAGGUCCGUAUAGGGGUUGUUAGUGGUGGUGCCAACAAGGUCGAAAAUCAGGACCAGCGAAAGGAAACGGAGAGCAAGAUGAAUGAGGAGCGAGGGGCCAGUAUUGAGGCGGCAAUUGUUCGAAUCAUGAAGCAACGCAAGACGCUGGUCCAUUCGAGUCUUAUGAGCGAGGUGCUUGGCCAGUUGUCUGCACGGUUCGUUCCCGACGUGAAUAUGGUCAAGAAACGGAUUGAGAGUUUGAUUGACCGUGAAUAUCUCGAGCGUGUGGCUGAGGACCCUCCGACCUACGGAUACAUUGCUUGA